AUGUCAAAUAUUCAGAUAGAACACAAUUAUAUUAUUUCUAAAUCUUUUACUUCUACUGAAAAUGGUAACAUUCUUCUUAAUAAAUAUGACAUAGUUGAAGUUAAAGAUAUUAAUCAAAAUAAUUGUCUUGUUAGGAGAAUUAAAGAUGGAUAUGUUGGAUGGGUACCAAUGGGAUUUUUAUAUUCAAAUCAUAUAGAUAAAUUAUUACUACCAAAAAGGAAUCAUUAUUCUUUAGCUUGUCAUUUAAAUCCUCGUCUAUCUGAAUCAAAUUUUAAUUUUCAUGAUAUUUUUUGGAGAGAUCAUUAUAAUACUAUGCGUAAACGUGAAGUUAAAUUAAGCAAAUUUAUUAGAAUUAAUUCAAUUAUUAAUAGACAAAAAGAAAAACAAAAAAUUCAAUAUAUGGUAGAAUGUUUUCUUUAUGAUUGUGGUUCAAAAGCUGGAAGGCAAACUGUUAGUAAUAUUCAUAAAUUAUCUUUCUCUUCAAUAAAUAAUAAAAAUAAUUUUUUUUUGUUAAAAAAUGAUUACCCUACAUUUUUAUUAAGAUCAAAUUACAAUCAAUCAGAGGUUGUAUUAAAAAUGAAUAUUAUUGAAAUUAGUAAAAAUCAAAAUAAUGAAAAUAUUGAUGAAUUUUUAGGGAGCAUUGUUGUAAAUCUUCUUGAUAAAGAAAAUAAUGUUAUUCUUUCAAAUAAAACAAGUAAUUAUAAUAUAACAGAAAAUAAUACUGAAAAUAAUAAUAAGUCUAAUAUAAUUGUAAAAAUAUCUGUAUCAGAUGUACCAAUUGGACAUAAAAGUGAUGUUGAUGUAUUACCAGAUGUUAUAUUAUGUAAAACUGAUCAUAUUCCAUUAUUUUCCAUAUUUAGAAAUUUGUGUGCAUAUCAAUUAUUCAAUUACAGACUAAAAACUGAUAUAGAUUAUAUAUAUGAUGACUUUAUAGCAAAAUUUUUAGAAAUAGUUGAUAGUGAAGAUGUUGUUGAUUAUCUUCAUUUAUUAUGUACAAAAUAUGGUGUUUAUAAAUCAAAAGAUCGAAAUUAUAAAUUAAUUAAAGUUUUUAAGAAUUAUAUUUUACCUCUUGCAAUUGGUUAUGGAAUAAAAGAAGAAACAAUAACAGAUGAAGAUUUAAGCAAUCAAACACCAAUUAAAAAUACACACGUUAUUAAAAUGGAUUCAUUAAGCAAUUAUAACACAAAAAUUGACUUUGAUCCAAUUCAUUUUUUAUCCAAUCAAAAAUGCAAACCAGUCAAUUUAAAACAAUGUACAUUUCAAUUAUGUAAUACCCAUUCAUUAGAUUAA
Strongyloides ratti is the source of this 1290-nucleotide messenger RNA. Its product is annotated as SH3 domain-containing protein. Gene Ontology annotation, molecular function: protein binding. The coding region runs from base 1 to 1290 and encodes 429 amino acids. NCBI's taxonomy places the organism in Eukaryota, Metazoa, Nematoda, Chromadorea, Rhabditida, Strongyloididae. The transcript has 2 exons. The record is from RefSeq and is a predicted model, not a curated record.